AUGCGUUUAUAUGUAUGUAUGAUGUUUCUUCUGAUGAUCCCAUGUUGGGUUUCUGCUGAUGAACUUACUGUAAGCGAAGCUAUUAUAGUUUUAAACGGAACAGUUUUAAUCCUUGCCAUUGCUUUUGUAUCCAUUGGUGCUAUUGUUAGUUUAGUUGCGAUUGCUUAUUUCAUAUCAAAACGCUUGAAAAAACAAAUCUAUGAACCUCAAUAUUAUAUUGAAGAGGCGACUAUAACGGAAAAAGAUGGUAAAGAAUAUUAUGAGGGAAAUAACAAUAUUGAUUCUCAAGUUCUAAACAUACAUCAAAUACGACCAAUUCUGAGUGUUUCACAUGUUGUUUCAUCAAUUACACAAGCUUUAACAAAUCUUACUCUCGCUCUUAUACCAUCCCAAUGGUUGUUUGGCCAAUUUAUAUGCAACCAAGAAAUGUGUGGCAACGAAAAAACAGAUUUACCAGUUUAA
Molecule: messenger RNA, 462 nt
Organism: Rotaria socialis
Lineage: Eukaryota; Metazoa; Rotifera; Eurotatoria; Philodinida; Philodinidae
Source: the annotation of a GenBank genome assembly